Saccostrea cuccullata (small rock oyster) is the source of this 829-nucleotide messenger RNA. Its product is annotated as paired mesoderm homeobox protein 2A-like. NCBI's taxonomy places the organism in Eukaryota, Metazoa, Mollusca, Bivalvia, Ostreida, Ostreidae. The record is from RefSeq and is a predicted model, not a curated record. Gene Ontology annotation, biological process: regulation of transcription by RNA polymerase II. Bases 3 to 686 code for a protein of 227 amino acids. Gene Ontology annotation, molecular function: DNA-binding transcription factor activity, RNA polymerase II-specific; RNA polymerase II transcription regulatory region sequence-specific DNA binding. The transcript has 4 exons.
AGAUGGGUGUCUCCGAUGGCGACAAGAAAGCUGCUUCCAAACCAAGGACCAAGUACUCACCUGAACAGCUGGAGUUGCUAGAGGGCGCUUUCUGUAAUUCCCAAUACCCCGACACAGAGACCUUAGAAGACUUGGCAGAUAAAUUAGAGAUCACUACAGAUAAAGUUUCGGUUUGGUUCCAGAACAGACGUUCAAAGUUCAAGAGGCAAUCCAAGGAUUCCCAUGUUGCCUGGAUGCGGAAACAGUUUUACAACACAGACAUGCGCAGUUCUUGUCAGCUGGUCCCCGGUGAUGGAAAACAACACGUGUUGUCGCCACCAAACCAGAUACGGGAAGUAACGGAGAACACAGUAUCCAGACCGGUUUCCAACUUACACUACAUGCCCUAUAUCCAUCCGGACAGCAACCCCAGCCUUGACCACCAGAAAACUGCAGCCUCGUUUCAGCGUAGACCCUGUCAAUUUCCGUUUCCGGUUUCAUGUGGACCCAUCCCUUCAACACACAGUUUUUGGGACCAAAUGGACGUUCAGCAAAGAAAUAAGAUCCUGUCUCACCUGAUGUCGGAACAAGCGGAACAGCAACAGGCCUUCUCCAGACCCAGCUGUCAGUACACCACGAGUGUUCCUCAGUUUCCACCGUCGUAUAACGUUCCCUCCCUUGCCGUGUCCAGUGGGUUUGGAUUCUGAUUCCCGGUUGGCAGAUCUUCCUUACUGGAAAUCAAAUAUCAAGAACUGAACAAACACAGAUACCUGUGCUCUUUUCUGAUUGUUGAACGUUGAUGAUUAAAUGAAUAUUCAUGGACUCUAAAAACUCUCGUGUAACUGUGUGC